Pangasianodon hypophthalmus (striped catfish) is the source of this 2024-nucleotide messenger RNA. RefSeq names its product proteoglycan 4a (gene prg4a). The transcript has 13 exons. The record is from RefSeq and is a predicted model, not a curated record. Gene Ontology annotation, biological process: immune response. Gene Ontology annotation, molecular function: polysaccharide binding; scavenger receptor activity. Bases 213 to 1598 code for a protein of 461 amino acids. Lineage: Eukaryota; Metazoa; Chordata; Actinopteri; Siluriformes; Pangasiidae.
CUUUGCAUCACCGUGGUUUAAUCAGACUGUGGUGGUUAAUUACACAAUGUCCUCGUCCAGUCGAGAAAUCCAGCUGCUCAGUGCUAUAUAAGAGACAAAAGUGCAGCAGAAAGAAACAUUCUGACUUCGACAAGAUCACCUGCAGAUUUUGCUGUUUGGAUCAUUCAGUGCUGAAAGUGAACAGGUUGAACCCGAGUGUUAGGAGAGCUACGAUGGCUGGAUGGACUCUGAUUUCCUCUGUGCUGCUGAUGGCCUGCGUCCUGCCGCAGCUUUGUGCCGCUCAAAAGAGCUGCAGCGGGCGAUGUGGAGAGCCAUUCUUGCGUGGGCAGAUCUGUACUUGCGAUGCUGACUGUCUCACUCACAGUGAAUGCUGCAAGGACUACGAGGACGUCUGUACCUCCCGUGGCUCAUGCAGGGGUCGAUGCCGGGAAGCUUUCAGGAGAGGGAGGGAGUGUGAAUGUGACCCUGACUGCACCCUCUACAACUCCUGCUGUCCUGACUACAGCUUACACUGCGAUAUGAAUUACAGUGCACCAGAAGUCAGGACCAGCAAAAAGUCAGAAGGAGGCAGCGUUGUGGAUCUAGUGCCACUGACUGAAGAUCUAGCAGCACCUUCUCCUGCUGAUGCUAAUCUUUACCUGACUACUCCUCCUGCAAACCUUGUGGAAAACACACCAGGCGCACCCCUUGCUGGAGCUUCCUCUCCUGGAGCACCCCUCGCAGAUGGAAAUGGACGCGUCCAGGAUUCCAUCUCCAUUAGCGGUCAAGCAAGUGGUAUCACUAAUCAACCCUCUGGUGUCUCUGAGCCAUCUGCUGGAAGACCAAGCACGCUGACGGACAUAGCUCAGGCUCUGGAGGCUGCCAAUGCAGCAGGACAGCCACACCAGAGCUCUAGCCCUGACCUCUGUGAUGGCCUCCCAAUCGACGGUGUGACCUCACCAUUCAAUGGCUCCAUCAUUGUUUUCCAAGGUCAUUUCUUCUGGAUCCUGGACCCCAAAACCAGAACAGCUGGUCCUGCACGCAGUAUUUCAGCAGACCUGGGCAUUCCCUCGCCUAUCGACACAGCCUUCACGCGCUGCAACUGCGAGGGCAAUACCUACAUUAUCAAGGAUGAUAACUACUGGAGUUUUCAGAAUGGGGUGACGGAGCCUGGCUACCCCAGAUCUGUGUCCAAGGACUUUGGAGGGCUCUCGGGAAGAAUUGUUGCUGCUCUCUCUAUCCCUGCCACCAGGAACAGGCCUGAGACUGUUUACUUCUUCAAGAAAGGAGGUAUAGUGCAGAAGCUCACCUACCCUGCUGGAAGUGGGCCGACCUGCACUGGGAAAAAGGGAAAGAAUGCCGUGUCCGCUAAGAAUCGCCAACCAGCCCGUCUCUCCGGAGAGAUCAACAUUACACUGAAGUGGAAGGGAUUCCCCACCCCGGUGACCUCUGCUCUCUCCAUGCCCAACUCCAGGAAGCCCGAUGGGUUCGAACACUACAUCUUCUCCUGGCCUAAAGUCUUCAGCAUUAAGAUCAGCAGUGAGAUUCCUGUUCUGGAGUCUCCUGGAAAGCCGUCUGCUGAGAAUGACGUCAGAAACUGGCUCAACUGUCCUCAAUAGAUAAACCCAAAGCAAAGAAACCAGAGCUUGGCACUCAUCAGCAAGCCACUUUUUAUUAGCAAAAACACUGAACAGCUUUAUUCAUUAUUAGCAAAACAUUGAACAUCAUUCAUAAAGUACAAAAUAGCAAUUUGAAAUCAUAAUUAAGCAAACUGAAGCUAACUACAGAACAUAAAAUUUAUAUGUACAAAAGAAAACUGUUGCACUGAAUUUGUAGCUGUAUUUCUUUAAACAUGUUUGGCUGAAAAAUGGGAGAUUUCACAACUAGUAGAGAUGUUAGAACGGCGUGCCUCUGUUGAACCCUCGGCCACGGCCACCACGAGGAUAGCCUAUACCUGAGGGGAGAAAGAGAGAAGGAAAAAGAAAUUAGAUUUAAAAAAAAAAAAAAAAAAAAAAAAAAAAAAAAAAAACACCAAGAGUCAAAAA